GCUUUUUACUGAAAUCAUGCAGUGGAAUAUUUUCUAAUUUAAAAAAAAAAGAUGGUGCAUGGCUCAUGUGUCGUCCCUCAAAACAUACUAGAAGUCAAGAAAAACAAGCUUUGCAACCUGAACCUUUUUCAGAGGAGUCCCUCCCCCUUUGUCUCCUCCCUGAUAUUAUAUGUAUGACCUGAGGAGGGAGGUUUCUGCAGCAGUAGAAUCCAUUUGGAUAUUGAUGCUGUUGAUGCUCUGGACGUGUUGUGGAUUUAUACCUGAAAACAGGUGCCAUCUUCACCUCCUGCCAGAGUUUGUUUGCUGGAAAAAUGAAGCGGCAGUUUUUCAGUGUGCUCAAGGAAAGGAGCGGUAGAAUCGUCUGCUGUUUUGUGUUGCUCAUUGUCAGCUCCACUUCCUUAUAUUUAAGAAAUUUAGCAUCCCUCGUCUCUCCAGACAACCUGCCGGUGGCCAGUGAAGGACAAUUGAGACAGAGCAUCAAUUUGGACGACACACUUGACUUUGGGGCCAGACAAGAAGUUGAAACACGAGCAUCUUGGAAAGCUCCUAUCAUCUGGGAGGGGAUGUUUGACCCCAAUCUUUACGACCAAAAGCACAUCCAAAACCAGUCAUCUGUUGCCCUCACCGUGUUUGCUGUGGGGAGGUACCUGGAUGCCUACCUCAAGACUUUCCUGACCUCUGCAGAAAAACAUUUUAUGGUGGGACUACAUGUGACCUAUUACGUGUUCACGGAUCUGCCAGAGGAGGUACCAAACAUCGAGCUCGCUCCUAAUCGAAGCCUGAAGGUUAUUCCGGUGGAAAAGUACUCCAGGUGGCAGGACAUCUCCAUGAUGCGGAUGAAAACGAUAUCAGAUGCCAUAGAAUCAGAGAUUCGGCACCACUGCAAUUACAUCUUCUGCUUAGAUGUGGAUCAGGAGUUUAAGGGAAGAUUUGGCUCAGAGGCUCUGGGGGAAUCUGUGGCUUUGCAACACGCGUGGUAUUACAAACUUCCAAAGCAUAGGUUCACCUAUGACAGAAACCCCAAAUCCAAAGCCUACAUGGAAACUGGAGAUUACUACUACCAUGCUGCUAUCUUUGGAGGCUUGUGGAAAAAUGUGAAGGAUUUGGCAGAUUACUGCUUUCUGAGUAUCAUGGAGGACAAACUAAACAGUGUGGAGGCUCUGUGGCAUGAUGAGAGUCAUCUCAACAAGUACUUUUGGCUUAACAAACCAAGCAGGUUGCUCUCGCCUGAGUACUGCUGGGACCCAGUUAUUUUGGAAAUAAAGGACAUACACGUCACCCGCCUAAUAUGGGCACCAAAACAUUAUGCCAAACUUCGUACUCGGUAGAGUGGCUAGAAGAGCCACUAAUUGAAUUAUGUUUGCAAGAUGCAAGAUUUGCAAGAUUGUUUACUUUAAACUUUGUAUUGGUUUCGAAGUGUAACAGUCAGGGCUGCCGCUCCCACCACGCGCUGCGCAUAGGGCACCAAGUGUCGGAGGGUGCACCACAAUUAUGAUCAUCGUCAUAAUAAUCAUCAUAAUGAUGAAUGAUUUAAAUUUAAGAUGAAGCACAAGUGCAAAACUACAAUUGGCAUCAUUAGACCAUUAUAGGCAAUACAAAGAUGUACAUAUUUGCUCAAAAUAAUGAGCAGCGCGUGGCGUGACGGUCGUUUUUUAUUCCGGCGUCCGUGUUAACAGGUUAGACCAGCCACACAGCCCGCAGUGAGCUGAAAGUUUCACUGGAACUACUUAGUAGUUGUCCGAGAUCAGGAAUGAAUUCAGAGAACGAGUUUAGGUAAACUCAGAUCCAGUUGCCAGGGAGAAAAGUUAAAAGGUUUCAUGCAACAACGGCAGAGUCAAAAGCUAACAGCAGUUCAAUUGAAAUAAAAGAUGUUGCUCAUGUUAAAUAUCAUUAUCACAGUAAACAGAAUAUUAUAAUUGUAACACCUGUAUCCACACCCUCGCAAAAGGUUAUAAAUGUGCUUCAAGUUACUGUCAAAGCUCUGCCAGACUUUUUUAUAUAUGCAGGGAGGAAGGGUUAUAGCAUAAUUUGAGUGUGUAGUUUUCCUUUAACCUCUGAUUUAAGUGUUUUUACAUUUGACAUGUAAGUUUCUGUCUCAUGUCAUGCUAUACUGUAUGAUCCUUCAAGACUGCUAAGUCGAUGGUUUAUUGUUUCUCACUGGUUUCCCAUUGUUCAGCUGGCUAACUCUAUGGCAACACUUCACAUUAAACUCUAAUAUUUGCAUAUCA
Messenger RNA from Sebastes umbrosus (honeycomb rockfish), 2228 nucleotides. Its product is annotated as alpha-1,3-galactosyltransferase 2-like. NCBI's taxonomy places the organism in Eukaryota, Metazoa, Chordata, Actinopteri, Perciformes, Sebastidae. The transcript has 7 exons. Gene Ontology annotation, cellular component: membrane; Golgi apparatus; vesicle. Gene Ontology annotation, molecular function: hexosyltransferase activity. Gene Ontology annotation, biological process: carbohydrate metabolic process. The record is from RefSeq and is a predicted model, not a curated record. The coding region runs from base 312 to 1328 and encodes 338 amino acids.